Molecule: messenger RNA, 435 nt
Organism: Ooceraea biroi (clonal raider ant)
Lineage: Eukaryota; Metazoa; Arthropoda; Insecta; Hymenoptera; Formicidae
Source: RefSeq, a predicted model, not a curated record
AUGACAAACAUAAACAGGAGAUUUUUACGUAAUAAUGAGGAUGUCUUUGUCACUAGAGCAGACAAAGGUCAUGUAUCAGUGUUUAUGGAUAGAGUGGAUUACAAUAGAAAAAUGUCGAAAUUACUUAGCGAUGAAUCCACUUAUUGUAGACUUGAUAAAGAUCCUAUUAAGAAGCUAACUUCAAAAACCAAUCAAUUAAUUAAGAGCUGGCGUGAGGGAGGCAUCAUUGAUGAAGCUACAUAUAGACACUUAAACUGUACCAAUGGGAACCUUUCGAGGUGUUAUGGUCUGCCAAAGAUACACAAGACGGGUGCCCCUUUACGUAUCAUUGUAUUUGCUGUUGAUAGUUCGUUUUAUGACGUAGCCAGAUGGUUACAUGAUGUUUUUCAGCAGACAAUUGAAAAGCCGUGUUCGCAUGUUAAAGACAGUUGGUAA